Molecule: messenger RNA, 1320 nt
Organism: Elgaria multicarinata webbii
Lineage: Eukaryota; Metazoa; Chordata; Lepidosauria; Squamata; Anguidae
Gene: NPFFR1
Product: neuropeptide FF receptor 1
Exons: 4
Coding region: 1-1320 (439 amino acids)
Biological process (GO): cellular response to hormone stimulus; G protein-coupled receptor signaling pathway
Cellular component (GO): plasma membrane
Molecular function (GO): neuropeptide receptor activity; peptide binding
Source: RefSeq, a predicted model, not a curated record
AUGGAAGAUGAGGAAGGUGACACUUUCCACCCUACUAACAGCAGUCCACCAUUCUCUAAGAAUGAAAGCCAUGGCCAGGUCUACAAGGGCAACUAUACCUUCUCCUCCUACUAUCAGCAUUCGUCUCCAGUGGCUGCCAUGUUCAUAGUUGCCUAUGUCUUUAUCUUCUUCAUGUGCAUGAUCGGUAACAUGCUGGUGUGCUUCAUUGUGCUGAAGAACCGGCAGAUGAGAACUGUCACCAAUAUAUUUAUUCUCAACCUGGCUAUCAGUGAUGUUUUGGUGGGGAUCUUCUGCAUGCCAACCACCCUGGUAGACAACCUGAUUACGGGCUGGCCGUUUGAUGUUAUCAUGUGUAAAAUGAGUGGGCUGGUCCAAGGGAUGUCUGUCUCAGCUUCUGUGUUCACUUUGGUAGCCAUUGCCGUAGAAAGGUUCCGAUGUAUAGUAUACCCAUUCCGACAGAAACUAAGCCUACGGAAAGCCCUGAUCACCAUUGUUAUCAUUUGGGUCUUAGCCCUAAUCAUCAUGUGCCCCUCUGCAGUCACCUUGACUGUCACCAGGGAUGACUACCACUUCAUGCUAGAUGCCUACAACAACUCCUACCCGCUCUACUCCUGCUGGGAGGCCUGGCCAGACAAAGAGAUGCGUAAAAUCUACACAACGGUUCUUUUCUCACACAUUUACCUUGCCCCUCUCACCUCAAUUGUGAUCAUGUACGCCCGCAUUGCCUUCAAACUCUUCAAAUCGUCCGCUCCCAUACGAGGCUCCCAGUUGGAGGAGCAUGAGGGGAGAAGGGUCUCCAGGAGGAAGAUCAAAGUGAUCAAUAUGUUGAUCAUUGUGGCAUUAUUCUUCACUCUCUCUUGGUUGCCCUUGUGGACAUUAAUGCUGCUGACUGACUAUGGGAACCUCACUGAGGAUCGACUCAACCUCAUUACCGUUUAUUUCUUUCCAUUUGCCCAUUGGCUGGCUUUCUUUAACAGCAGCAUUAACCCAAUCAUCUAUGGGUACUUCAAUGAGAACUUCCGGAGAGGCUUCCAAGAGGCCUUCAAAGUUCAGCUCUGCUCCAUGGAAAGGGAGCACAAGGACACCUAUUCCGGUCAGAACAACAGUGGAUUCCUUUUUGGGGCACGCAAUCGGAUUUUUGUGGAAGUUCACGGCAGUGACUCAGCACAGCCCUCUGAGUCUGGCCAAAGCAGCCUAUUGAGAACAGGAUUGUUUCCUGCGAGGAAUGGGCGGGUAGCUCACCAUGGGCUGAUGGUGGAGGAUUUGGACAGUAAAAGUUGCUCUCCCAAUACUGUCAGCGUCCCAGCUUGGGAUAUGUAA